CAAGAGAAAGGUGCAAGACUGAAUGCUUGAUCCACACAGUGAAAGAGUCCUGCAGUGCUACAUUUGGGGGAAUGAAGUGAUGAAGCAGCUUUGAAGUUUGUGAGAAGAAAAGCAUCAUGGGUCGUUCCGCUGUGGUUCUGGCGGCCGCCGUGGCUACGCUGGGCGGUUUGGUGUUCGGGUACGAACUGGGCGUGGUGUCGGGCGCCUUGCUGCAGCUCCAGCUCCGGUUUAACCUGAGCUGCGUCCGGCAGGAAGUGGUGGUCAGCGCUCUGCUCGUGGGCGCCAUCCUGGCGUCGGCGAUCGGCGGGUGGCUAAUCGACCGGCGCGGCAGAAGAACGUCCGUCCUGCUCAGUAACCUCCUGACGGUCAGCGGGAGCCUGACGCUGAGCUUUAGCCGCUCCUUCUGGACGCUAGUCCUCGGGCGGGUCAUCGCCGGGUUGGCCGUGUCGGUGUCGUCCAUGUCCUGCUGCAUCCUGGUCUCGGAGACGGUUCGGGCCGAGCGCAGAGGCCUCAUGGUGACCCUGUACGAGGUGGGCGUGACCGGCGGGAUCCUGCUGGCGUACGCGGCCAACCUGGCGCUCUCCGGCGCUCAGGACGGGUGGAGGUUCAUGUUCGGGUUGGUCAUGGCGCCGGCCCUGGCGCAGUCGCUCGCCGUCUGGGCUCUGCCACCCCAGCAGGUAGCGCCGGACCGGUUCCCGGGCGGAGACGGGGCGCAGGGGCAGAGCGGGUCGUGCUCCGCCCUGAAUCUGUUUGGGCGGGAGGAGAACAUGCGCAGCAGGAUGCUGAUCGGACUCGGCUUGGUCCUGUUUCAGCAGUUCACCGGUCAGCCGAACGUCCUGCUCUACGCCUCCACCGUCUUCCAGAACGUGGGAUUUAAAAGUGACGCGGCGGCCGUGUGGGCGUCGCUCGGACUCGGGCUGGUUAAAGCCGUCGCCACGCUAGUCGCCACGUUCUGCGCGGAUAAAGUGGGGCGGAGGCCGCUCCUGAUCGGCGGAUGCUCCGUCAUGGCGGUCGGCCUGGUGCUGCUCGGCUUCCUGAGCGGACGCACCGAGUUUGGAACGGCGGGACACUGCGACUCCCGCCGAAGCGCCGCGCUGAGCACCGGAAACGCCACCGUCGCUGCUGGAGGUUCGGACGAGCUCGGAGCGUCUCAUUGGAUGAUUUUGCUCUGCAUGAUGUCCGUCGUCGCCGCCUUCUCCGUCGGAUUCGGACCAAUGACGUGGGUGGUGCUGAGCGAAAUCUUCCCAGCAGAGGUUCGAGGCCGAGCGUUCGCGUUCAGCAGCUGCUGUAACUGGGUGGCGAACCUGAUCAUCACCUUCACCUUCCUCAACGUUAUAGACCUGAUGGGACUUUCUGGAACGUUCUUCGUGUACGGAGCGACGGCGGUGGCGGCCGCGGUUUUCGUUCACCUCCUCCUACCAGAGACCAAGAACAAAACCCUGCAGGAGAUCGACCAGGAGCUCCGCCAGCGACGGAUUCCCGGGAGAGAGGACUGGUGCAGUAUUUUCCAGAGAAGAAACUUCUCGCCCGGGUAUCAGAGACUCUCCUGGACUAACUCAGCGAUAUGACAUUCAGACAAGGGCGCUCCGGUGCUAUCGGCCGGUCGGGCGCCUGCACACGGACAUGAUCGGCUGUGUCUGAGAGGAGGGAAACCGGACCCACAGAGACUCUGACCAGGAUAAAGCUGAAGAGAACUUUGUGUAGCAGCAAUAAUUCCUGUGUGCAUGUCGUGCUUGUAAAUAUAAGUAACUUGUACAGUAAGUGUAAGAAUGUAUUUAAUUAAAUUAUAAUUAAAAGUACGCUGAUUAAAUAUUAAA
Trichomycterus rosablanca is the source of this 1817-nucleotide messenger RNA. It is a transcript of the gene slc2a10, whose product is annotated as solute carrier family 2 member 10. Gene Ontology annotation, molecular function: D-glucose transmembrane transporter activity; symporter activity. Gene Ontology annotation, cellular component: membrane. The record is from RefSeq and is a predicted model, not a curated record. The transcript has 6 exons. The coding region runs from base 117 to 1568 and encodes 483 amino acids. NCBI's taxonomy places the organism in Eukaryota, Metazoa, Chordata, Actinopteri, Siluriformes, Trichomycteridae. Gene Ontology annotation, biological process: D-glucose transmembrane transport; circulatory system development.